This is a messenger RNA of Rhizoctonia solani, 1452 nucleotides long. Its product is annotated as cytoplasmic tRNA 2-thiolation protein 2B. Bases 1 to 1452 code for a protein of 483 amino acids. The record is from RefSeq and is a predicted model, not a curated record. Gene Ontology annotation, biological process: tRNA wobble position uridine thiolation. Gene Ontology annotation, molecular function: tRNA binding; sulfurtransferase activity. Lineage: Eukaryota; Fungi; Basidiomycota; Agaricomycetes; Cantharellales; Ceratobasidiaceae. Gene Ontology annotation, cellular component: cytosol. The transcript is spliced from 8 exons.
AUGUCGUGCGAAGACCCAUCAGCCAGGCCAGAACUCAUGCCUCGGAUCCUGUCUGUGUCCGCUGUAGGAAUCCGGAUCUUCCGGCGAGCAUUGUCAUCAGGCACUCGGUCUAUUGCAGGCAAGGGAAUGCUUUGUGACUCAGUUGGGCCACAAGUUCCGUCGGUGUCUCGAACCCACGAUCAACCCACCUCAGCCCGGCCCGCCCCAGGCUCGCGGGGGGUCUCUCUUCGACCGGUUCUUAAGGCUGCCGGUGAUCUCCUGGUUGGGUUCUCUGCCCGACUCGACCCUGCUCGAGGAACAAAGGCAAAAUCCAAGAGAGAGAAUGUCUGGCCAACCGCUCGUGUUGCCUUUAUUGACAUUUCAGCCGCAUACCCUGGGGAACCGGUGUUAGUAGACUCAGAUAGAACAGAAGAUGCCCGUCGGCUGGUAGCUCGUUAUCCUCAUUUUACGUUUAUCCCUUUGCGCAUAGAAAAUGCAUUCGACCCUAACUGGGCAAACUCUGUCGGCUUUCCUUUGCGUGAGAGCUCAGUUGGCAUCGAUGUCAGUUCUGAAGACCUACCAGCUACUCGUUUGCCUCCAGAAACAAACCCAACUGAAGCCCUUCACCUUUACCUGUCAUCUCAGCCUUCCUCUUCAGCGCGUACUACAGCCCUUCGCAACAUCACUCGGCUUCUCCUUCAGUACACGGCUCGACAUACCAAGUCUUCUCAUCUCCUCUUGGGUGGAUCCUUGACAUCGUACGCCGUGGAUCUCCUAGAUGCGGUGGCAACUGGUGCCGGGUUUUCGAUACGCCAAGUUGGAGAAGAAACCUGGGAAGGCAUAAGGAUCGUCAGGUCGCUUAGAGAAAUUACAGACAAAGAAGUAGCGGCUGGGUGUUGGUGGCGCCGGGUCGAAAUUAUGCCUGCAACUGUAAUGGCACGCGAGGAUAACGGCAUUACAAGGCUCACUAAAGCCUUUAUCACUGGGCUGGAUCGGGACUUUCCUUCCACGGUACAUACAAUCGCCCGAACGUGCGAAAAGCUGGCGCCCAAGGGUGGGACGAGCGAUUCGAACUGUCCAUUAUGUGCACGACCCAUCCAACCAGGAGUUCAAGCUUGGAAGGCACAAAUCGCAAUCCGCACGUUUGAACCAGAGCUCAGGGAGUCCCCCCUGUCCUCGAGUGCGGUGAAUCCCGAAGGCGGUCAUCCCCGCUCUGACACGCACCCCGGAUCCGAUUCUGUGAGCACCAACGAAUCGCUUCUACCCCCUGAGAGCGGAUCGAGGCAGACGACCGAACCGAUUCUGAGCAGCACGACUCCGACGCUUGCACCUCUUCUUUGCUACGCAUGCCAUACCCAGCUCACGAGUCGAGGCCGGGUUCCAGUACCUAAGCAUACGAUUGAUCAAGUUGCCCUUCCUGUAUGGGUUCGGCCGGAGAAUGUGCUCCGAGAUUACUUGCUCGAAUCCGAGUGA